Solenopsis invicta (red fire ant) is the source of this 9826-nucleotide messenger RNA. Its product is annotated as guanine nucleotide exchange factor DBS. The record is from RefSeq and is a predicted model, not a curated record. Gene Ontology annotation, biological process: intracellular signal transduction. Gene Ontology annotation, molecular function: protein binding; guanyl-nucleotide exchange factor activity. The transcript has 17 exons. Bases 2956 to 6102 code for a protein of 1048 amino acids. Gene Ontology annotation, cellular component: cytoplasm. Lineage: Eukaryota; Metazoa; Arthropoda; Insecta; Hymenoptera; Formicidae.
CCUUGUGUUGUGGCGUUGCCCGAGAGACCGUUCGCGGUCGUCGAAAAUAGAUCGUCGCGAUCCCGACGAUAUCCGCGGAUCGUCGUCGUCGACGUUGUGGGGUUGUGAUGAGCGAUCGCGUUGAAUUUAACGGGAACCUGAUGUAUCUGGCAGCACGCGGGAAUUCGUGGGAAAGUGUUGCGGAGUCCUGAUUUUAUGCUUAAUGGUAAAUUGGACGCGAGAUUGUGAUCAACGGAAAAUAUACGAGGAAGGAUUCCCACACGCGUCGUGCAAUUACUGACGCGAGCUUCUUGUGUGCAAUGUAUCAUCCGGGAAUGUCAUAACAGUACAAUCCUGAUGCCCCGAUUAGAAUCGUUGAACUCUUUGUGAUUUCACUUUUAUGUAUCUACCUAUAUCGAUAUAAAGAUAAAGUUUCAAAUAAAUGUAUAGAGAAUUUAUAUAAAAGUUACAUAAAGCGAUUCCGAACUUUGAUCUCUACGUUACGUGUGUAAAACAACGUAUCAAAGAAUUAAAACUGACCAUGUAUUAAUUGACGUUAUCCAAUUUCAAAGAUGUCAUUAACUCGCAUCCAAAAAGUUUUUUGAUCUGUAUCGAGGGUCAAAACGUAAUUUCCAUCACGGGGUAUGUUUUCAUCUCUAAUCAAACCCUCUUUUAAAAUCUACGCAACACAUACGCUAGUAAUCACACCGGCGGUGAUUUUUGACACGAGCUGUAGCGUCGGUGAUGAACUCAUCCUGUAUUAAUAAGAUAUUGACCACUGAACAUCGUUUGGGUGAUAAUAUCAUGGUUUAUCAACGAUGCUUGUCAGGUGUAUGUACAUGGAGAACGUAAACUCGCGGAGAGACGCGAGAAGAGAAAAGUGCAACGUCAGCGAAUCUAGAUGGAUGGACGCUCGCUAAAUUUGCGUGAUUGCUCUGCCUGCCGCGGCAAAUUAUUCCAGGGUAAUAAUCCUCGCGAAGCGUACCGGCUGACAAAUCUCCCAAGCGCGAUAAAAGUUAACCGGGGCGAAAUCUCGCGGGUGCGAUAAUGAGCGGAAACAUUGCGGGCACGAUAAAGGCAUGGACGAAAGUGUCGCCCGUUGCGUGUAUAAUAUUUUACGUUUUAAAAUUCUCUCGUGCUUCUUCAUCAACGCUAUCGUACCCUAAUAUUUCUCAAUUCUCAACUCUGCAGCUGUUUCUCCAGACGCAUUCCCCACGAAUCGUCGUAAAUCUUCAGAUCAAACCACUCGAGAAUUAUACCGUUGCUCUCAUUCAGCAUGUUGCGUGGUAAUUUUUGAAAAAUAAUAUCUCAAAAUAAAUAACUAUUGACAUUUCCGAAUGAUAAUUGAGUGUAAAAUCGCGACUGAAAGUUUCAUCGACAUUUAUUUUUGUUCUACACAUGUUGCUAUUUAUUUAUUAAAGUUAUAUCUGAAAUUAAUUCGCCACCAAUAAAUUUAGACUGAGUUCAACACCGAUUAUUAAUUCAGUAUCGUGUUAUUUUUUUUUUUCGCAGCCGUACGACAAAGAGUUAGCGCGGAGGCGUCUCUUCGUGGAAGGGUUGCCGGACGCGAGUACGUCGGUAUCGAUCAAAAAGAACCCUCAUGCAACUUUGAUGAGGCUCUCCCGUGAAGCGCAUAUAGCGCGUGCAAUCGUGUGCAACGUGACCGGCGCAUCCUCGUGGCAAACUGUCGAGCGUGAAACGACGAGUGGCCGUCGUCGCAUGUCGGGAUCUGGUAGAUGUAAUUGACUGUAAAUAGAACGGCGAUAGAACUGCCCUAUUGUUUCAUCAGCGGCGCCGGAGAAAUCUCGCCCGCCAGUCGCGCCAGAGAGAUAUUUUAUUAAUUCCUGGGAGUAACACACGCGAUACGUAUAAAUGAUCAUGCAAAGGUAAUGACUCCGCAAAUACGUACCUCGUCUCUGCAUCUGUCGAAUCAACAUUUUAAGAACCUGAUUUAACAAAACCAUUAGCAUGUUAAGUAAACGGCCGACAAUAGCCCGAUCCGCUUAUAAAUUGGUAUUUGCUAUAUAUUUUUUAUUUGAUAGAUGCAAAGUUUAUUUUUAUACUUUUACAACUUCUGUUUGAUAGAAACGAAGUUUAUUUUUAUGUAUAGAUAUUCUUUAUUUCAUAGAAACGUUAUUUUGUAAUGGGAAUCCGAGAUAAUUUUUAUCGUUUCGCAAAAUUACGCGUUACGUUCGAGCGCGACGUUUCGAGGACAUUCGCAAUAUUACUAAGUCGCGUCCGAGCAGAGAGAAUAAAAACGAUGAAUACGUAAUACGACAAUUGACGUAAACUGUGCAUCAAACUAUACAUCAGCUGAUGACCGGUAUACAGAGCGGGCUGAGAGAGCUCGCGAGACUGAAACGUCUUUUAAAUCAGAGGAAAGGGAAUUCUCGCGUUCUGCCAGAUUUGAGAAUGCCUGUAGCAAAGUCCUCAGCCUACUUGCAUAGCUCGUCGAUCAGAAUAGCCGAUAUCGCGCAACGUUUAAUUACGACGUGGCGAUAACUCCCCACGAACGAACUUCUGCCGCCGUCGACCGUCAGUUUGUUGCUCGUAGUAUCGUGUACCAAUUUUCGUUGCAUAACGCUGAAACGACGAUGUUAUAGCUCAAAACGACGAAACCACGCCAGGCUUUUAUACUGAAUUGCGAGGCAUAAAUUCUUGAUCGUGAGAACAUCUGCGAAACAUUUUUUACAUCCCGAUUCGGCGUUUCGCUUUGCAGUGCUGUUUACAAUAGUGCUCAAUAGUUACUAACUGUCUCAUUGCAAUAGUACAACGUAUUAAAGACACAAGGACGAAAGUUGGAGGAACCGUUCAAGUGCACAGCGAUCUCGAAUCGCCUUGUGGAACGAGCUGUACUUUGGUCGAUGAUUCUUCGCGUCUUCGUGGCGGGAGUGUUAAUUGUACAGCCGGCUUCAUUGUACAAGUUGCAACGUUUCGUGACAAUACGAUAAGUAUCGGACCGCCAGGCAAGCCAAGAUGAUUCUCCGCCGAAAGUCGCAGCAUACCUGCAAUUGUCCCUGUCAUCAACACUGUUCGACUAAAUGCGCAGAAGAUGUAGAGAGUAUGACAGGCGAGAUAGAAAAUGGAGACUUGGCAGUUAGAGACGUUGCAGACCUUCUCCAAGCACAGUAUGCUAUUAUUGCUGGAGGAAAAACACGAGAAGGAUGUCCCAUAAUCACAUUUCCAGACAAUGGCAAUUUUCACAACUUAACUGAUUUGGACUAUCAGCGUCUCAUGCUGUAUCUCACUUCUGUGCCAACGUUGCAAGAAGCAGAUCUUGGAUUUCAUUUAAUAAUCGACCGGAGAAACGACAAGUGGAAUUCAGUAAAAACGGUGCUUCUAAAAAUUUCUGCAUUUUUUCCUGGUUUGGUGCACGUCGCGUACGUGCUACGACCUGUCGGAUUUUUACAAAAGGCCAUUUCAGAGGUGUCGAACAAAUUGUUCCGAGAGGAUUUUAAGUUCAGGGUCAUAUUCUUAGCUAAUAUUGCUGAGUUGCACGAAUUCAUAGAGAAGGAGCAGCUCACUGAGCAACUCGGCGGCGAUUUGCCAUAUUGCCAUCACACUUGGAUACAGAACAGGAUUAGUUUGGAAAAAUUUUCAUCGAUGACGCAGGACGUGUCUCUCGCGUUAGACUCUUUCACGCGACGUUUGGCUGAAGUGGAAUUUCCUAACAAUACUAUCGCUACGACAACGUUAUUGUCGCAACAACAAGCUGAGUAUAACGAGUUAAAAGAGGAAAUACUCAGUGCUGCCAGGCACGGAGAAGCUCUUUUGGACAGUGUACGACAGUUAACUGGAAAAGGAACAGCCGACCGCUUAGGAAAUGUUGCUGCAGUAGAGAGGCUACUCGUUCAAUUGGAGGAAACCGAACGAACCUUCGACUUGUUUUGGUCCCAUCAUAGCUCACGUUUGAGACAUUGUUUGGCUCUGCGGCAAUUCGAACAAGAUUUUCGGGAAUUGCAAGCGACAUUAGAUCAGCAUCUAAAAACGGCGGAAGAAAUGACAGAGGUCGGCGAAACGCAAGCGAGAGUGGAACAAUUAUUGCACGACACGUCGGCAUUUCAGCGAAUAUGCAGAGGAGACAUAGAUCACGCGGAGGAGGUGAUAUCUGCUGGCCAACAGCUACUGUCUGGCAGGCAUCAAUGCCCGGCGGACGUUGUGGAACCGAAAUGCGUAGAGUUACAAAGAGUCUGUACCAUUCUCAGUCAGAGGCUUGAGAGACGACUGCACAUGCUAACCAAGUGCAGGGAACUUAUGGAGCGUAUAGACAAGGCUAACACUUGGUGCACGCGAGGGAUAGAAUUGCUAGCGUCGCAGAACAGCACCACGCCAGCGGAUCAGGCGCUUCAAGAGCUGCAGCAAUUGAUCGAAGCCGCAGAAGAGUUCCAUCAUCCCCGAUGUAUCUUCCAGGAUUCCGUGAUGCCGGAGACUAAAGCGCUUAUCACGCAAGUUUUGCAAAGGAUAGAAGAUGUGUCCUUAAUGUGUGACAAGAGGAUAAUGGCACUAAAACAGCAACUGAUCAAACCAGCCAGACCAGUACAAACUGUUACUCCAGAACCAGUCAAACCCUUACAAUCACUGCCUCAAAUCGUGAAAUCCGGCAGAAUCCUGAAGAAAGCUAAUACCAUGCCAAAGAUGGAGAUGGGUCCUAUAGAGGGGGAGUCUUCGUCGCCAGAAAGCGAACCUCGAGACGUUGAAGCUUUGCGCUUGAAACGCGGUCACGUUUUGGCAGAGCUAGUGGAAACUGAACGAAUUUAUGUCGCCGAACUCGGUUCAAUCAUUAAGGGCUACAAGAUGGAAAUGACGAACGAGGCAAUGGCUCAUUUGAUACCCGCAGCACUAGUUGGCAAAGCGGACGUGUUGUUUGGAAAUUUAGAGGAUAUUUAUAUUUUUCAUGGGGAGACGUUUCUAAGGGACUUGGAGAACUGCAUUUCGAACACUGAGCUCGUCGCUUUGUGCUUUGUUCAAAGACGUGAGAUGUUCUUUAGAUUGUACAGUUAUUAUUGUCAAAACAUUCCGCGAUCUGAAAGAUUGCGCGAACAAAUACAAAGCGAGCCGCAGUUUCUCGCAGCCUGCCAGCAAAAACUCGGCCACAAGCUGCCGCUCGCUGCCUACCUUCUCAAGCCAGUUCAGCGAAUUACUAAAUAUCAGUUGUUGUUAAAGGAUUUAUUAAAAUAUAGCGAUGAACCCUCGUGUUGCACAGAGUUACAGGAGGCGUUGGACUGCAUGCUAGUUGUGUUGAAGUGCGUUAAUGACAGCAUGCAUCAAACUGCGAUAACAGGUUUUGGAGGCGAUCUGAGUGCACAGGGUGAAUUAUUGCUACAAGGCUCAUUUAGUGUCUGGAGUAGCAGUAAGCGAGAGCGACUGUUGCGACUAAAACCAUCUCAGCGACAUAUUUUCUUGUACGAGAAGGCACUGAUAUUUUGUAAGCACAGCAAGCCUCAAGCUCAUGACAAGGCCACGUAUCAUUUUAAAAGAUAUUUGAAGAUGUCACAGAUUGGUUUGACGGAAUCGGUAAAAGGUGAUGCUAGACGAUUCGAGAUAUGGUUGCAAGGUAGAGCCGAAGUACAUACGAUACAAGCACCGAACAUCGACGUGAAACAAUCCUGGGUGCGUCAGAUUAAAGGUGUUCUGAUGUCCCAGCUAGCCGAACUCAAAGGCAAACAGAAUUCUGCUCUUGGAAAAUCCAAUCAUAAGCCAUUGCGGCAAACUAUCUCGUGGGAAGCUCAAGGCAGCCUAUCGGGAUCUCUGCGAACAUUAUCCGUCGACAGUAACAGCGUUAUCUCUCACAUGACCGACGUGUCGCAGUCUACAGAGGAAGAUGUAGCGUGGAGUUCAGAAAAUAGUAAUACGGAUGAAGAAGAUGCCUUUGGCGACAAUCUGGGACCGGCACCCGGCGGAAGAUACGUGGCGUUAGCUGAUUAUUGCGCGGUGGGUCAGUCAGAGGUCACGAUGCGUGAGGGUGAUACCUUGGAGCUUCUCAAAGUCGGCUGCGCUGGCUGGUGGUUCGUCAAACUGAUCGGCAGCAGCGUGGAAGGCUGGGCGCCCGCGGCAUACCUAGAACCGAUCAGUCGAAAAACGUCACGCAGUUCACAGUCGGUGAAUAGUCAGGAGACCAUAUGAAACAGGCGACUAACACACUAGAAAUUCGCUAGUGUGUUAGAUCUUUGCUCUUCAUCUUCGCCGCAGUCGCGUCGAAGGACAUUCACCGUUUGGGAACGGUAUUUCAAAGAUUUUUCUAAGUGACGAACGGUUUUUGGAAAUCUUUUACAGUAUUUGAAUGAGAUGAUGAGUUACAUCAUUUUGUGUACCUUUCUUAUACAAUUACCGGCAUGUACGAAGCUUGUUAAGAGACGCUUUUGCGUUUGUGAUACGAGGAACGUUAAGUUAAAUAGGAUUUUUACGUUCACAAGAAUUUUAUACUAUUGGCAUAACGAGAGAGGAAGAUAAGACGGAGUGAGAAGUUUCAUGUUUCACGAAGAUUGUAGUAUGAACGCGGUCGAUCGAACGAGUUGUUACAGUUUGAUUGGACGAAUCCGUUUUCGAGUACGAAAUGGUUUAUUGAAUUGUACAAAAUGUAGCGUUGAAUUAAGCUGGGAUAUGUACGUGCACGCGCACAAUAAAUUACGAGACGGUUUUGUAUCGGUCACUACAAUUUCUGUAAUAAUGAUGCACACGCUGUAGUCAGCAGAGAAAACGUCUCUGAAGUUAAAUCGCACGCGACCUCGCGUUCGGUUACUUAUAAUUCGUUAUAAGGAGAAUUUGCAUGAAAAAGUAUGUAAGCGUAUUCUGUAAAUGGUAGUUUUUACUUGCGACCCGGGUAAUCAAAUAUAUCGGCUGUACGCGAUUAUUCCAAAGUUUAAUAUUGUUGUAAGAGAAAGAAAAAGACGCGUGUGACAUUUUCGUCCAUAGCGUUGUAACGCGAUAUGCGUAACUAUCUUUGCCAGCUGGAUAAACCCGGUAAACGAUCUUAUCCUUGCUCGGUGUAUUUUACAGCGUCGCGAGUAAUUAGACGUCGAUCACGCCAGACACGUUGCCGUCGAUCACGUCAAUUGUGUAUCAUCAUAUGUUGGCUUUAGAGUUCUUAGAUAGAACCCUAGAUGCAUCGUUCACAACCGAAUAGUACAAUUUAGCGCAAUUUUUGCGAGCUUUUGAGAGUACCCUAAGUGUUUCGUUUUUCCGAGGUUGCUUCCGGGAGUUGAAAUAUAAAAUAUUCGCAACGAUAGAUCCUCGAGUCCCUCGAAGAGAGAAAAAAAGUGUGAUAAAAGAAACAUUAGAUUGAUGCUUCUGCAAACUAAUCACUGUAUAAACAGUGCAGAGAAAGAGAGAUGUUUAACUAAUAUUACGCCAUUCUUAGGACGUUAGAUAUUGUUGACGAGUCGUGUUUACGACCAAAUAGGCUUUUGAGAUGUUACUACGAUUAUAAUGUGAACCAUUCAUGUCGGGGGAAUAAAAGUCCGGUGAUGGGAGAGGGUUCAAAGAAUCAUAUACAACGUGUACACACAAAUUUUCUAGGAGGCUAAACGGUUAACACCAAGUAACACGCAAUAUCUGAUAAAAAAUCUUAACGCAUAACAAUACUUUAGGACUAUAUGAUAAGUAAUCUAAGUUCUAGGAUUUCAUAACCCACCAAUUUCAUAAGUCUCUAUUACGAUACGAUGAUGUAUAAUAGUAUCAUUUGUACUGAAACGUUUGUACGAAUACGGAUAACAUAAGGGGAAUUAUCCCGAUCGCUAUGAUUUUCUCUCCAAUGUCGCGCGUGCGUUAAUUGUGUCCGCUCCUACGAUACGCAAUAGGACACGAUUUUCGCAACUUUACUCAAAAAACAAGUGUUUAAUUUUUAGAUAUUGAAAUUUUUUUAUUUCAGAAACAGAAAUAAAACAUUUUAAUAUCAUAAAAUUAAAUAUUUCCUUUUUGAGUGUUUUAUUCAUAUAGCCUACAUGAGUCUCUGCUUUUAGCAUUUAUAAUCCGAGUAUUAUUAUUUGUACAGAAUUAUUGAUAUUUAUUAGAUAUUUAUUAGAUAUUUAUUAUAUAUUUAUUGAGUAGAGAAUUAUUUAUAUUGCGAUAAGUUGUAGCGAUCAGUGGUUUAUACUGUGGCUCAAGCUGCUUCAGACUGAUUUACAAUCGAUGUAAUGUAAACGCGCGAUACGCUGAAAGCGUAUAAUUUACGCAAUUUAUUGUAUAAUUUACGCAACUUUACGAUUAUGUAAAGCUCUUAGAUCAAGCGUAUGCGAAUUUGUUUCUUGCCGGAACUGUACUGCAUCUACAAAACUCGCACCUCCGAUCGUACAAGCACAGCAGUAUCUCUUCUGCGUCAUGUCUGUUACUUUCCACAUUGUUUCCUCAGUCGCACUAGAAUUGUAGUAGGUCUACGUGUAUUCAUCCAUUUGUACGCCGUCCUUAUAUAUUGACCAUAAAAUUCCAAUCAAACGAGCAAUGUUAGUUUAAACGGUAUACGUUUCACUCGAUGCGUCCGCUUUGCGUUGCGAUAUCAAGGAUAAUGAAAUAUGCGAUCGAUUUUGUUUUGCAGGAGCGAUUCUAUGCAAAGAGAGGAGAGGACACUGGUGGCACACAGUUCAAUUUGAGAAAAAAAAAAGAAAACAGUUAAAAUGCCGCUCAUCCUAUUGUCCGCGAGCAUGCUUCCACAAAUUGUCACAUCCGGGGCCGGAAAUCGUUCGCGGGCCUCGUGAGCAGCGAUUUCUCGUCUGUGUAAAAUCGCGGUUAAAAAGCGACCAAGCCAAGGGUGAUAUCUAAACAUGCAAGACGCAUUUUUUGUAGAAUCUAUAAAUAUACCUAUAUGUAUACACGUAUACACGUAUAUAUACAUAUAUAUAUAGACAAUAAUUAUAUACUCGCUGUUGAAGGAUGCAUGACGGUGCAUUCGUUUACAUAACAAUUCAUGAUGAAACAUGACCGAAGAAGCGAUACUUCCCCUCGGCGACUAGAACCUCGGGGCAAAUAGAAGCAGGUUUCCGCGAGUGAAUCUCUCUCGCCGUGAACGGAAUCACGAUAUUAAUAAAGAUCGCGUAAACGCAAUCGUUUGCGUGCAAUCUCUCAAAAGACUAGAAAAGAAGAAAAAGAAGAAACGUGGGAGAAUUCGAUGUUUCGACUGCGGUUUCCUUAACGAACGGUUCCUCUCGUCGUUCCUUGCCGGCGCAAGAGGGUGAUAGUAAAGUCUAUUUUUGCAUAUAACACGUAACAAAGUGGCUGCCGAAAUCUCUUCUAUUUGCAUUACGUAUGCGUUUGGGCGAUCAUUUCUCACUGACUGUAAUUGACGACCGUUUCCUCUUCUUUCGAUCAUCUCUUCGAGAAAUACGAUUUUCUCUCAGCUUCUCAUUCUUUUUUUUUUUCCUUUUACGUGCAAUCUGCGAUUGUGAAUCGUAGGUCGUUUUAGUCCUCGCGAGAGAGGAAUUUCUCGACUCUCAAAAGCGAUAUUUUUAUACAGGAUGCAUAAAAAAGAAUCGCUCGAGCUUACGCAUUGAUCAAUGCUCGGAAUGUCUAUUUAUAUCGAAUUCUGCGUUAUAUAAUGAAUUAACGCAAGCGAAUUCGUUUGGCUGGGUGAAGCUUUCAUGUACGAACAGGACAGGCGUUUAAUGCGAUUACCGAAUAGCGAGAAACGAUCAUUUUUAAUUGUCACCCGUCUUCGUCUCCAUCGUCUUCGAAGGAGGAAACGGUGCACCGCGAUUUCUAUGCAUUUGGCUGUUUCCAUACGUUCGAGCGUGUCACAGGGAGUUUUGUUGUUUCAACGUCCGAGAAUCUUAUGUACAAUCAGUUGUCAAAACCUUGUAUGAGUAUCUACAAUACUUAAACCGGGAACAUUAAUUAAACGCAAGAAUUCGAAACAGAA